Messenger RNA from Mangifera indica (mango), 2241 nucleotides. RefSeq lists its product as uncharacterized. Bases 1 to 2241 code for a protein of 746 amino acids. The record is from RefSeq and is a predicted model, not a curated record. The transcript has a single exon. Lineage: Eukaryota; Viridiplantae; Streptophyta; Magnoliopsida; Sapindales; Anacardiaceae.
AUGAAGAUCAUAAGUCUAUUUACUGAUAGAGUCAGCAAAAUUUGGAAUGGAUGGGAAGUUCGAGUAUUGCUUCAACUUAGCCUUCUAAUACAAAUCAUCCUUGUCAUUUUUGGCACAAGGAGAAAACGUGAUCCAAGAAUUCUGAUCAAAUUUGUAAUUUGGUCAGCAUACUUGUCUGCAGAUUGGGUGGCAACUGUUGCCCUGGGCAACCUUGCAAACAUCCAAGAAGGCAAAAACAGUAAUGUCGCCAAAGCAAAUAACAUACUCCAAGCAUUUUGGGCGCCUUUUCUUCUCAUAAACCUGGGCGGUCCAGAUACUAUCACGGCUUACUCUUUAGAAGACAACGAGUUGUGGUCAAGGCAUUUUCUCAGUCUUCUUGUUCAAGUGGGAGUUGCAGUGUAUGUCUCCAUCCGAGCCUGGAGCUUCACCGCCCUUACAUUUUUAUCCAUUCCGGUUUUCGUUACUGGAAUUGUCAAGUAUGGAGAAAGGACUUUUGUGCUCAGGUCUGCAAGCUCCCAGAUAUACAAAGAGGCCUUGCUUUCUGCUAAUCCUAUUGCAGAAAAUGCUUUGAUGAGAAUGGAAACAGAAGGGUUCGAGAGAAAAAUACAGAUAAAGAAUGCCUGGAAGUUACAAGCAGGACAUUCAAAAAGAAAAGAAUUUCAGGUCUAUCUGGACGCUUAUUUUUUGUUCAAUAGACUGCAGUAUCUCUUCUCAAACCUCCUUCUAGGUCUCAAUGAACGGACGGAUUGCUACAACAUCAUUCAAAGCAAAUCAGCUAAAGAUGCCUUUACAUUGGUGGCAAUUGAGCUCGGAUUUAUGUACGAUAAGCUUUUCACGAAGGCCACCUUGAUUCAUUCUCUAUGGGGAAUUCUUCUCCGAAGCGUCAGCUUCCUUUCUUCUGUUGUUGCAUUCAUUCUCUUCAAGAUUUUGAUUAAUCCGCGUGACUAUCCUGAUCAAAAGGAUGUCUCCAUCACUUACAGUCUAUUAGCUGGGGCUGUUUUUCUGGAGGUCUACUCCUCUGUUAAACUUGUUUUCUCUGAUAGGACAAAACUCCGGUUGAUCCAGAACCAAAAUCCCCGAAUCAACAGAAUUCUUCUUGAUGCAAUCUUUUAUAUCGAGGCACGUUUGAUCAAUCGAAAGGUAUGGUCUGAACCCGAGGGACAGGAGCCAGUUUUGACCUAUCGAAAAAGGUGGUCUGAAUCCAUGGCACAGUACAACUUAAUAAGUUUUUGCCUCAAAGACAUGCAAGCAAAAGGUCUGUUUUCUAACUUUGAGAAAUUGCCUUACAUCAGACAAUAUUUUCAGGAGUACCACCAUUUGACUUGGGAAUAUGUAAAUGAUGAUUUGAAAGAAGCAAUCUUCGGGCAACUCAAAGCAAAAGCUGAAAGAAUGAAAGACAGUUAUACUAUAAAUUUAUGCAAAGAAUUGUUGGCUCAGAGAGGUGAUUAUGUGCUGGAAGAAAUAUAUGAACUUGAAGAACUCAAGUGGAGCACAGAUGAGUUGGAUUUCGAUCACAGUCUUCUGAUUUGGCAUAUUGCUACAACUGUUUGUUAUGAAGUUGACUUUGCUGAGAAACCUCCUAAGCCUCUUGGAGAUGCCAAGGAAAGUGAAGAAACUAAGAAACCUGCAGAUGCUAAGCCUCUUGGAGACGCUAAGGCAAGUGGAGAAGCUAAGAAACCUGCAGAUCCUAAGCCUCUUGAAGAAGCUAAGGCAAGUGGAGAAGCUAAGGAACCUGGAGAUACCACAGGAUCCGAAGAUGCUAAGAGAGGUCUCCAAAUGGGCAAAAUUAGCAAAUGCUUAUCAAAUUAUAUGAUGUAUCUUCUAGUCUUUUGCCCAUUUAUGAUGCCGAAAGGCAUGGGUGAGAUACGGUACAGAGAUACAUGUGCCCAUGUGAAGCAACUUUUCAACAAACAAAGUUCCUCCAUGGUAGUGAUUAGCACACAGUUGCUUGAAAUGUUGUAUAGAAGGUCGAUCAAUCAAUCGGUGCUAUCUGAUGGAUGCAAGCUCGCUAAAAAACUGCAAUGGUUAGAAUCUGAAAAGCGCUGGAAACGUGAAGAAAAAUGGAAGAUGAUAAGUGAAGUGUGGAUUGAAAUGCUAACAUAUGCUGCAAAUAAUUGUGGAUGGAAAGAUCACGCUCAACAACUUUGUAAAGGUGGAGAGUUGGUCACUCAUGUUUGGCUUCUCAUGACUCAUUUGGGUUUAAGUGAACAAUACAAUGAAAGGGAGCGAUUCAUCGUAUGA